This is a messenger RNA of Apis dorsata (giant honeybee), 2706 nucleotides long. RefSeq lists its product as uncharacterized. Bases 223 to 2655 code for a protein of 810 amino acids. The transcript is spliced from 6 exons. NCBI's taxonomy places the organism in Eukaryota, Metazoa, Arthropoda, Insecta, Hymenoptera, Apidae. The record is from RefSeq and is a predicted model, not a curated record. Gene Ontology annotation, cellular component: membrane.
AAAAAAAAAAAAAAGGAAUAAAAAGAAAUCAAUGAUACGAUUUUAAAAAGAUAUAUAUAUAUAUAUAUUUGAAAUGAAUUUUACUCGUCUCGUUAACAUUCUUGUUUAUCCUAGCCAUUAAUGGAGUGUCAUCGCGAAGGAUUGACGUGACGAAUAGUCACUGCCUUUUUGUUGUCGUGCACGCGUUAAUGCAGAAGAAUUUUAAAAAUUCGACGAAUUAAAAUGGAAAGAAAAAACUUUGGUAUGUCUCAAAUUUUCGUGUGUUGUUCGAACAUCAUUUUUCUGAUAUCGGGUUUCACGUUGAUGUCAUUAGGAGCAUUUUUAUUAGCUGAUGAUGAACGUAUUUUAUUAUCGCGUUUAUUGGGACCAGGUGAUAUACAUCCCGAUCAACCACUUUUUUAUUACUUAGCAUUUGCACUCGUUGGACUCGGAUUUCUGAUCACGUUAACUGGUCUACUUGGAUGUUGGGCAAUUUGUCUUUAUAAUCGAUGCAUCACAAUUUCAUAUUUCAUCACGAUAAUCCUCCUAUUGCUCGGCGAAUGCACCGUAUGCGUUCUCGUGGUGUUCUGGCCUCACGUUUUAGGCAUCGAUGUCAGACCGGCACGAUUGAUACGAGCUUUGCAGCGAAGCUACGCCGUACCCGGUCGAGAGCAAUUCACGGCAGCCCUUGAUCUCGCACAAACAACGUUUGCUUGCUGCGGCAUAAACGGAAGCAGCAAUUACGGCACCUCAUGGUGGCGGCUGCAGGAAGUCGGCCGAAGAGAAUUAGUGGUGCCUCUCAGUUGCUGCACCCUGAAUAAUGUAAACCAGACCGAUUCCUUCCUCAAUCCCGAACCUGCCAAUCUUACUCUCUGCCAGGCUUUGAAUCCCGCCGAACAUCAAUAUGCCCGGCAUACUACGGGUUGUUUGGAGAUGUUGGAGAAAUGGACUCAAGACCAAGCGUUGAUAUUGCUCGUGAUCGGACUUACUAUUAUUUUCGUGGAGGUAAGCGCACUUCUAAGCACAUUCUUCGCCUGUUCAAAAGGGACUAAGAGAACUAAGUCACAAGCAUCAACGUUUACGUCCACGCAAACGCUCAGCCCAUUCAACGAGAGCGAUCACGAUUUUGAGGGCAGUGAGGGUAAAUCGUCUAUCGAUAUCAAGAAUACGAAAACUGUGUCGAACUUGUCCAGGUUAGGAGAUGUAAGAAGAUUUAGUAAGAGUAUAAUCGAAGAAUGGAAAAAUUCUCCAGAAUUUGAUGAGGACGACGAAGUGUUGCGAAGUGAUCAAUUGUACGAAGAGCGUGCAAUAGAUGUCGUGCCAGAUUGUCCCAAUAAAACUUGGUCAAUAGAGAAAAAUAAUCUCGAUAAAAGUCGCGAUGAUAAAAGUAACGCGAUGAAGUCAAAAUUGCAUAGCAGCGCCGCCACUGUCAGAAGUAUUCCAAUAAAGAAUUACCAGGCCUCGAUAGCCCAUAACAUUGGAACGUUGAAACGGUCAGAGAUACCUCAACUCCAAUUUGAAUCCUCGAUGUCCGAACCCGAUAAGAGUCUCCGUUUGACUAAAUACAAAACCAUAUCUUCUCCCCAAAACGAAGUUAAAUCUCAAAUUCGACGAUCGACCAUGGCCUCCAAGCAUUCGGAAAUUUUAAACCCAUCCAGGAGAUCUUGUCAUUCUUGCGAUUACCAACGCGAAAUUCAAAAUGAACAGCGUAAGGUCAACUCGAAGAUAAAAACGUUGGAUAGAAGAAUUGUGAAGAGUGAACGUAACGUUUCGAAUCAAAAGGAUGAUCUUAGCGAUUUUGGUGGUGAUGAUUAUUUUUAUAAAUCUCAAAAAUAUAAUUGCAGCCAUCGAAGAUCAAAAGAAGACACGAGAAUUCAAGAUCAAUCGAAGGAGGAAUCGAUGGAGAAUAGAGAUUUGAAACGGUUGAGAAACGAGGAAACGCGGAUCAAGAGUAAAUGGGGGACCAUUGAUUUCAAACGUGGACACGUGGGUCAAAAAAUAUCGGCGUACGAGGAAAAUGCCAAGCGCGGUAAUCGUAAUUGGACGUCUCUCGACACGUAUCAAAUAUUUCCCGAAAUAAAGAAACAUCGAGCGAUCGGUGUACCAUUAGUAGGCAUGCAUAACGCGUGCGGUUUGCCGGUAGUGGCUUCAUGGCACGAUCAUGAACUAUUGGAACCUCUGAGAGUCAAAGGAGGUAGGGUUUUAGGAACGUUAAGGCCGAUUGUCAAAGGAUCAUCGCGCGCUUCGAUUAAUUUCCGUCAUCGAACUCAUCCUAAAAGGAGAAUGGUAGAUACGAAUCAGAGCAUUUCUAAAAGGAGCCAAGUUUUAGAUUUAAGAGAGUCUGAUAAGAAGAUUGAUUAUCCAUCGAUAAAGUCGUUAGUUUCUUUGGAAACGGAUGGGCUAAGAAAGAAAAGGAGACAUCGAUCUUCAUUUAAGGCGAAGAGAACUGGUACAUUUUCGAAAAAUACUAUGAAACGAAAGAGUAGAUCGGAUGAAAGAAAAGAUAAAGAGAAUUGUUUGAUCGGCAGUCUCUAUAAAAAAUCGUUCGAAUCUGGAAAUACAAAAAGACAAACUUUGUAUGCGAGAGAUGAUGGAGAGGACGCUGUGCAAGUUCUUAAGAGUUUAUGUUUAAAUCCUUUGGCACGAACGAAAUCUGAUACUGAUAUGAUAUGGUAAAAUUAACGAGACCUGAAAUAAUUGGAAUAAACAUCUUGAUUGAACAGUCAA